UUAAAAGUUAUGAUGUCAAAAAGAUCAAAUGAUCAAACUUCAGGCGUCUAAAAAUGCAUUGGUCUGCAAGAGAUUGAAAAAAAAAAAGUAAAACGGUUCCGUUUGGAUAGUGCAAAAAAGUACAUAAACGUAAACUCACACGGCAUCAUUUGUAAUUUUAUCUUAGGCGGGAAUUACCGUUUGCGCUAAUAGUUCUUUCUAUUUCCAAUGCACGCUAGGUGUUUGAUAGUUUGCCUCUGAGAGUCACUUGACAAAUUUCCAAAGGAAAAUCCAGCUACUGCAAUGAACAUUACCCGUCUCUUACGAGUAAUAAACCAUAUCAACUUCCUAGGCAAUCAAAUUCGCUUCUUUGUUCGCGACCCAUUCCCAAACAAACUCACUCACUACCUUCGUAGAUCCGAAUUGAUUGAUUCCAUUCGACUAGCACUCCGGUCAAAAUCACCCAGUUCCAUCACCGCUAUCCUUACCAGCUCCCGCAUUUUAGACCCGUUUGUGAUCACUCAAACUAUUCGUUCUGCCCCUAACGCUGACUCAGCUAUUUUCCUUGUUGAAUCACUUAAAAAGAUCCACCAUUUCACACAUAAUCAAUCUACAAUUCAUGCCCUGGCCACAGUUUUAGCUAGAUCAUGUAAAACUUGUGAGUUGAAAUCACUAGUUAGUGAAAUUAAUGCGGGGAAGUAUGGUAAUGUUCAUGUUAGUUUUAUGAAUCUUAUGCAAUGGUAUGCUAUUGUUGGUGAUCUGGAUGCAGUUUUAGACGUAUGGGAUGAGUUUAGGCGUAAUAGUGUUACCCGUGUUUGUACUGAGUCCUACAAUAUUGUUAUGAGUCUGCUUGCGGGGAUGGGCAAGGAUUUUGAAGCUGUGGAGAUAUUUUAUAAGAUGAUUGACGAGGGGGCAAUUCCCAACUCGAGAACUUAUACGGUUAUUAUUGAGCAUCUUAUUAGUUCAGGUAAAUUGGAUUCAGCAAUUGAGGUUUUUAGGAUAUUGCCUUUGAUGAGGAUCAAGCGGACUUCAAAGCAGUAUUCGAUUUUGGUGGAAGGGUUUGUGGGUGCCCAGAGAUUUGAUGAGGUCAAAACAUUGCUUAAUGAAAUGAGGAUUGAUGGUAUGUUUCCUGGUCGUGCUAUGCAUUUGGUUUUGCAGCGUAUGCAGGAUGCAGGAUUUGUUCAGGAGACAGAGGAGUUCCUUAGAGAAAUGUUUCCAGAUGAGAGAAUUAAGACGAUAGGUACUUGCUCUGAUAGUGAUGGGGAUGAGGAUGAAGAUGAUAAUGAGGAUGUUAAGCAGGGAGAUGUCGAGAUUGAUGGUGAUGAAGUUAGAUUAAAACCGUGGUUGGAUCCAAAAGCUUUGGCAAAUGCUUUGAAUAAAUGGAGUCCUGAAAUAGUGACCACAUUGGAGGAAGCAAAGUUUGUAUGGACGACUAGGUUGGUAUGUAAGGUGCUUAGGAAUUUUAGAUUGCCUGAAACAGCAUGGGAAUUCUUUUGUUGGGUUGCUUAUCAACCAGGAUUCACUCAUGAUAUCUAUACGGUUCAAAGGAUGAUGACACUUUUAGCACGACACGGGCAAGUUGAAUUAGUUGAUAAACUCAUAACCAAAAUAAGAAGAGAGGGAAUGAGAUUGCCUUUUAGCACAAUCAGAUUGAUUAUUGACUUCUAUGGCAUUUCAAAGAAUGCUGAUGCCGCAUUGAAGGUUUUUCGCGACGAUAGACCUCUCUGUGGUUCAAUCACAAACUACAAUCUGAUGCUUUUGUACUCAUCUCUAUUGCGAACAUUAACCAAGUGUAACAGAAAUUCUGAUGCCAUGGAUUUGCUUGAAGAGAUGAUUUUAUCUGGGAUAAACCCAGAUAUCCAGACAUAUUCCGGGUUAAUGUAUCACUUUGCUUUGCAGGGAGAUGUUAAAAUUGUGCAAAGACUGUUUACAAUGGUUAGGCAGAGUGGUGUGGAGCCGGAUGCUUAUAUGUUCAAGGUACUCAUACAGGCAUAUUGCAAAUGUGACAGAGCUUCUCUUGCAUGGCGGGUUUUCGAAGACAUGAAAAACUCAAAUCUUAUGCCUGAUACCGCUACAAAGGAUUUGCUCGUCAAAAGUCUUUGGAAAGAAGGCAAGCGGAGAGAGGCGGCCAUGGUAGAAGAAAGCUGUGAGGAAAACAACAAUGUCCUUCCCAUUGUUUUACAAGGUCAUAUUUGGACAGUGAGCUCUGCAGAUCUAACAAGAGUGUUUGACAUUUACUCCAACAGUUUCAAGUCAAAUAGUGCUUAGGAUUUCUCCUGGACUUGCAAUGAGCAGAAAUCUCUAGGUACGUUUAAAAUUUUGGCUUAGCAUUACAUAAAAUGAAAAUUGGACUUGAAUUUUUGAGUGCUUUAUCCUGCCCUGUUAGUAAAUUAUUUGUACUGUACCACAAGAACAAAGAGUUAUAUUCAUUACUUAUAUCUUCUUGUAUAUUUUGUGUUUACCUGAAUGAAAUGCUCGAUAUAAAUUAUGUCCACCAAGAAAAUAAGACCACAACUCUUACA
Messenger RNA from Mercurialis annua (annual mercury), 2501 nucleotides. RefSeq names its product pentatricopeptide repeat-containing protein At5g66631. The coding region runs from base 283 to 2247 and encodes 654 amino acids. Lineage: Eukaryota; Viridiplantae; Streptophyta; Magnoliopsida; Malpighiales; Euphorbiaceae. The transcript has a single exon. The record is from RefSeq and is a predicted model, not a curated record. Gene Ontology annotation, molecular function: protein binding.